Messenger RNA from Amaranthus tricolor (Joseph's coat), 602 nucleotides. RefSeq lists its product as uncharacterized. The record is from RefSeq and is a predicted model, not a curated record. NCBI's taxonomy places the organism in Eukaryota, Viridiplantae, Streptophyta, Magnoliopsida, Caryophyllales, Amaranthaceae. The coding region runs from base 22 to 366 and encodes 114 amino acids. The transcript is spliced from 2 exons.
AUCACCUUUCAUUAAUUAACAAUGGUAAACAUGAUUAAUGCUAAUAAAAUCUUGAUUUUUGGUAUGUUAAUGAGUCUAAUUGGGGUUUAUUGUGGGAAUAUUAAGGUGGGUAAUGGGCAAUGUAAUGGUGAUUUACAAGGGUUAAUUGCCCAAUGUGCAAUAUUUGUUCAAAAACCAGGUCCAAUAGUAGAUCCAUCACAAGCUUGUUGUAAUGUGUUGAAAAAUAUAGAUGUUGGAUGUAUGUGUACUCAUAUUACUAAACAGGCUGAACAAAUUAUUAGUAUGCCUAAAGCUAUGCAUUGUCUUCAGUCUUGUGGUAAGCCAAUGCCUCAUGGAUCUAAAUGUGGAAGUUAUACAGUUCCAUGAGUGCAAGGAAUGGACAAGCAAUUUUUCUUUGUUGGGUUAAGUUUGUAGCAUCUUUUGUUUGUGUUGUGAGUCUAGUGAGUUUUGAUUUCAGUUUAUCCUAAGUAAUUAAUGGUUAUUUACCUUAAUUAUUAUUGUGGAACCCUUAUAAAGGGUUACGAUCCCGUGUGUGUAUUUUUGAUUGUUGUUCCUUGAGGUGUAUCAAGUUUUCUCUAAUUAUCAUGUGCUAUUAAAAAAUA